UCCUUUCGAAAAUGAAUGUAUAUUACAUUUCUUGAUACUGUUUUCGUUGCCUAAAUGCAAUACGUGUAUCUCUGUUCGAAUUAGGAAAACUCGGAACUAUGAUAAUUCAAGAACCAAUACAGGCAGCCAUUUGGCAUGCGUUGAACCAUUAUGCUUUCACAGAUGCAAUAUUCCUAGCAGAACGUCUGUAUGCUGAAGUGAAAUCUGAUGAUGCCCUGUUUCUUCUCGCCACCUCAUACUAUCGAAGUGGGAAGCCAGGCAAAGCAUACUCGUUGCUGCAGACACGAGGCUGCCCUACUGCACAGUGCAGAUAUUUAAUGGCCAAGUGCUGCAUGGACAUGGACAAGUUGUCCAAGGCAGAGUCAUGGCUGAUGGGAGGAAACCUUUUAAGAAGUAAAAAUAGUUACGAAGACUUAAUAAAUGAGUAUGGUGAUGCGGCUUGCUUUUCACUAAGUCUACUCGGAAAAAUAUACAGUAAAACAGAGAGGGUGGCAAAGGCAGCUGAGCAGCUCAAGAGAAGCCUAAAACUUAAUCCAUUUCUCUGGAGUAGCUAUGAGCAAUUAUGUAAUUUAGGUGAGAAGCCAGAUCCGGCGAAGGUGUUUCAGCUGUCGAAUCUGCAGACGUUUAGCUCGUGUCAGUCGGCGUAUUCGAGCACGUGUCCCGCGCCCACGCCCACGGCCACCCAGCAGCUGCCACCAGCGACGGACUCCACCCCUGUCAUCGAGCACGUGGAGAACCAGGUCCCAGUACAGGAGACGCCACCGUUCUCAGACGCUGUACAGACCAGGUUGAUGCCAUCAGUAGACUCGGGUCUCAAGCAGUUGGGAGAUCAGGCUGACCUGUCAAUGAGCGACAUGCCACAAGUGCCGAUGGUGCCGCGGUGCGUUGGGAGGCCGCGACCGAGGGCAGGACGCAGUCUGCUGGGAGGACCCACUGCACUCAGUCCCUUCACACCAAGCUUUGGUGUAUUACCUUUGGACACCCCGAGUCCGGCGGAGAACCUAGGUACAUUCAUCACGCCCUCUCCCACACUCAUACACGUUGAGACACACGGUGGCCUAGGACUCGGCAUACCAGAUCCCAAGGCACCGACAAAAAAGACAAUGACAAGAAGAGGCAGUAAACCGCCUGUGUUCAGUCAGUCAGGAACUAACAAUACAUCAGUAACAAGUGCGCAGCAAUCUGGCCUAGGGUAUAGCGCAGUCACAAAUGUGCGACGUAGUUCCAGACUCUUCAGUAAUGCUAACUCUGUCAAGGAGAACAACAAAGGCAAUCUGCUAUUGAAUGCAGCUGGAAAGAAGAAUAGAACGCGUGGGAAGAGCAGUAUCACACAGCCCAGCUUUAAUGAACUGAACGAGCUGAACAAGCCAGAGAAACCCGAGACAGUCACAACUCCUCAAGCACAGGCCGUGGGUCUGCAGAAAGCUGCUGCCGAGGGCCUGAUGCUGCUGCUGCAGAAGAUGGGCAAGGCUUACUCGUGUCUCGCACAGUACAACAGCAAGCAGGCCAUUGAGAUUUUUGACGAGUUGCCUGCGCAUCAUCUGAACACGGGUUGGGUGCUAAGUCAUCUAGGCCGUGCGCACUUUGAACUAGCCGAGUAUAAUCAGGCGUGUAAAUAUUUCACGGAGGUGCGCAGAAUGGAACCGUAUCACCUGGAGGGCAUGGAGUAUUACAGCACUGCCCUCUGGCACCUGCAGAAGGAGGUGGCUCUCUCUGCACUCGCUCAGGAGCUGUCCGACUGUGAUAAGGAAUCCCCAGAGGCCUGGUGUGCUGUUGGCAAUUGUUUCAGCUUGCAGAAGGAACAUGAUGCUGCAAUCAAGUUUUUCCAACGAGCCGUACAGGUGGAUGCCAGCUUUGCAUAUGCAUACACACUACUAGGUCACGAGUAUGUUUUGACUGAAGAGCUGGACAAGGCCAUGUCAUGCUUUCGAAAUGCCAUCAGGAUAGACCCAAGACAUUACAAUGCUUGGUAUGGUGUUGGUAUGAUAUAUUACAAGCAAGAAAAGUUUUCACUGGCAGAGGUGCACUUCAAAAAGGCAUUGUCCAUAAACCCACAGAGCUCUGUGCUCAUGUGCCAUAUUGGAGUGGUUCAACAUGCACUGCAGAGGUCCGAUCAGGCAUUAGCAACGCUAAACAAGGCAAUAGCAACUGAUCCAAAGAAUCCACUGUGUAAAUUCCACCGGGCAUCCAUCCUGUUUGCAAAUGACAAGCAUCAGGAUGCGCUAAAGGAACUAGAGGAACUUAAAGAAAUCGUACCUAAGGAAUCACUAGUUUAUUUCCUCAUAGGAAAGGUGCAUAAAAAGCUGGGCAACACUCAUUUAGCCCUAAUGAAUUUCUCGUGGGCCAUGGACCUGGAUCCUAAGGGUGCCAAUAACCAGAUCAAAGAGGCGAUUGACAAGCGCUAUGUCAAUGAUGAUGAUGAACCCAGUGUUGGCUUCGACCACGACCAGGCAGAAGGAGGGGAGGAGAGCCUGAACUUGACGGACAUGUCGCACGAGAGCAGCAUCGUCGAUGCGGAUGAGAUGCAUCUACAUGCGAUGGAGAGCGACGAGAGCCUGUGAAGCUCUACCGCUCUCAGUCUGCACUUCUUCCUGCCAUGAACUCCCGGAGCAUUGGUUGUCAAGAAUUGAUUAUUGUGAACCGUAUUUCCCAUGUUGGCUAUAGUGAAAAGCAUAUCCAAGAUCAGCUAUGCGUUGAAACCCAUCUCAUAGACCAGAGUACCGAAGCUGCACCACUGUACUGGUAGGCGUACUGGGGCUGAAGUGCCGGUGUAGCAGUACUGGUCACAGCUUCUUGUUGUUGUGCCACUGGUAACUGCAUCCCAACACAGGAGUACUAAUAGUCACUUACUAAUGUAGUGGUAGAAUUGUCUUAAACGUAAUCGCAUUUGGUUACCCGAUGUAGAAUACAUGUGCACGAAGCAAUAUCAGAAUGAGAAUGAAUUCUGUAAAUGAAAGAUUAGGAUUGGGCAAACAAUCAGAAUUUCAGUCAAAUCAAUUGUACUGCUGGAAACUUUGACAGCCGCUGUUGCCAACGUUGCUACCACCUGCUAAAGCACCCAGCUAGAUCAGUAAAGUCGAGUGUAGUUGGCAGCUUUGGUUUACCUACAGUCUGUCCCACAACUCCAUCGUCCAUGCAAUAUAAUAAUAAAGGUAUGCUGGCCAUUAGCAUGCUGCUGGAAAUCUAUUAAACUAGCUGAUCUAUCGACCCUCGUCUACCAGCUUGCAUGUAAAUAUAGUUUGUGAAAAUUUGAGAAAUUGCUGUGCUAUACUUCUUGCUUUCUACACCAUUUCAUUGAACAUGAAUUAGCUGUGGCCCAUGAACUGUUUUAUUAGUGUGAAUGCUAUGUUAGAAAGUCACAGUACCUACACGUGUGUGGUUGCUGCUAUACCAUAGCAUAAUCCCUGGCUAAACGUGGUAAAUGGAUGCAAGAGUUAGUGGGACAGACGCACACUGAUUCAUGCGCUACCAUUCUGUGAGUCUUCUUAUAAUGUGCACUAAUGAUGUAGUUUUGGUAGAAUUUCUAUCGAAUCUGUUUUUAUAGCAGCCAUUCCUAUCUAUAUGAAGAAUUUCAUUGAUAUUGUAAUAUGCUGCAGUAAGCUGACAAUAUUCCGGAGCAUCUUGAGCUGUUGUGGAACUUUUUGAAAGUUGCCUGCCUCUGUUUUUCUAGACUUGGUAGCAUUUCACGUUGACAGCGUCGGCACCAUGCCGGCCCGGCCCCCCCACUCCGAGGUCGGAGGGACCGCAUGCGCGUUCCCAAAAUCUCCGGUAAAGGGGUAUUUUU
Molecule: messenger RNA, 3784 nt
Organism: Priapulus caudatus
Lineage: Eukaryota; Metazoa; Priapulida; Priapulimorpha; Priapulimorphida; Priapulidae
Product: cell division cycle protein 27 homolog
Exons: 19
Coding region: 99-2561 (820 amino acids)
Biological process (GO): cell division
Molecular function (GO): protein binding
Source: RefSeq, a predicted model, not a curated record